UACAUAUAUAUUACCUACAACAAUACACCUUGUCUGAGCUGUAAAAUCUCAGUGCACCCUCACAAAUCUACAUUUUUUUUUUUUUAAGUUUUAACAUGCUCGAUCUCCUCAUCAUGCCCCCUUCUUCAAAAUCCACCGCCACCGCCACCGCCACCGCCUCCUCCACCCCCGGCGCUGCCACCUCUUCCGCCACGAAACUUACCGGCCACCACCACCACCACCACCACCACCACCAAAACCACCAUUCCCACUCCCCUCUCCUCCUCUGCAAACACUCUCCAUCAGCCACCCUAGACCUCCUGAUCCUAAUUUUAGUCCUUUUCUCAGGCACUUUCCUUCUAUCCUCUUACUUCUCCUACCUGUUCCAUUCCCUUUCCCUUCUCCUUUCCCCUCUCCUCUCCACCCAAAGCGCUUCCUUUUCUCUCCCUUUCGUUUCCUACCUUUUGGGUUGCACACUUUUCUUUGUCACAACCCUUAUUUCCAUCGAGUUCUGCUGCGGUUCACGGUCCCGUAAAUGCGAAAAGCCUGGUUGUAAAGGGCUGAAAAAGGCUUUGGAGUUUGAUUUGCAGCUACAAACGGAGGAUUGUGUGAAAAAUGGAUCAAAGGAGAUUGAUCGUUUGCCUUGGAAAGGUGGGAGUGAAGGGAACCCCGAUUAUGAGUGUUUGAGGGCUGAAUUAAGGAAGAUGGCACCGCCUAAUGGGCGAGCUGUUUUGCUUUUUCGGGCUCGCUGUGGUUGCCCUAUUGCUAAGCUUGAAGGUUGGGGUCCGAAGAGAGGGAGACGCCAUAAAAAGGGUCUUGCCAGUUCGGGACAAAAUGGAGAUCAUCGCUAAUAAUUGAUUUUGUAUAGUCACCGGAAUCCUCCUACAUUCCAACGUUUAACUAGUUCGAUCUUUAACGCUUUCUCUCCUUUCUGGAAGACUUUACUUUGAUCAGAAGAAAUUUUACAUGCUGUAUUCCCGGUGGCAUUUCUUGAACCUUUUCUAAAAUCAUUAACUUGGAAGGAUAUAUAAACAUUUAAUUUGAAUAAAAUAACACUGGAUGAUGAUAUUAUUUAAAA
Molecule: messenger RNA, 1057 nt
Organism: Gossypium arboreum
Lineage: Eukaryota; Viridiplantae; Streptophyta; Magnoliopsida; Malvales; Malvaceae
Exons: 2
Coding region: 96-830 (244 amino acids)
Source: RefSeq, a predicted model, not a curated record